Molecule: messenger RNA, 1023 nt
Organism: Acanthosepion pharaonis
Lineage: Eukaryota; Metazoa; Mollusca; Cephalopoda; Sepiida; Sepiidae
Source: the annotation of a GenBank genome assembly
AUGAAUUUGACUUCAAAUCAAUACCAGAUACCAUCUUCUUUUUUGCUUUUUGUUUUCUUCUUUAUUAUUUAUUCUCCAUUUUUUUUCAGCUAUUUUUUUUUCGUUUUUCUUCUUUUCCUAUUUUCUUCGUCUUUUUUUCUUCUUGAUCUGUCGUCUUCUUUGCUUUAUUCUUUUUCAUUAUUUGUUACUUGUCCUUUUUUAUCUUCUUCGUCUUCUUUUAAAAGUACUACUACUACUAAUAAUAAUAAUACCGCCUUUUCUACUGCUACUUCUUCUUCUUCUUCAUCUGUCGUUCUUUUGUUACCUUUCUCCUUUUUUAUUUUCUCCCUUUGCUCUUUUCUUUUCGUUCAUUAUUUGCUGCUUCUAUUCAUAUGCAACUACUUUCUGAUUUCUCUUCCUCGCCCCUUUUUUAUUUUUCUCAUUUGUUCUUUCUCUUCCAUUUUAUCUGUUCCCUAUUCUUUUUCCCUUUUCUCUUUCUUUUUCUUUCUUUCUUUCUUUCUUUCUUUCUUCUUCUUCUUUUUCUUCAUUUGCAAUAUUAUUUCAUAUUCUUUCGAUUUUCUACUUCUUUUCUUCCUUUUUCAUCACUUUAACCACAUUUUUCUUUUUUCUUCACCUUUUUCUCCUUCUUUAUCCGCCAUAUUAGUGCUUUAUCGCCUUUUCAUCUGCUCCUCUUCCAUUUUAUAUGCCCCUUUCUCCUUUUCUUCUUCUCUUCCUUUCUCCUUUAUAAGAUUUUUUUUCUCUAUUUUUUCUAUUCUUAAUUUUUUUUUAUUUUUUUUUAUUUUUCUUUAUUCUUUUUUCUCUUCUCCUUUAUUUUCUUCUUUCUCUUUCUCCUCAUUAUUUUCGCUUUUUCUUCAUCAUCAUCAUCAUCAUCAUCCUUCUCUAUUUUUCUUUUUCUUCUGCCUUCAUACAUCUAUCUAUCUAUCUAUCUAUCUAUCUAUCUAUCUAUCUAUCUAUCUAUCUAUCUCUAUCUAUAUAUAUAUAUAUAUAUAUAUAUCUGUGUGUGUAUGUAUGUGUGUGUGCUGA